CGUAAAGUGUCACUUUUGGUGGAUGGAUGUUUUAUUUUUGGUAAUUCGGACGUGACUUAUCAGAAUCUUGAGAUUUUUUACUAAAUUUCUGCCGUGAACUCGGCGUCGAAGAACUCCUUUCGUAUUCGUCAAAGUAUCAGUACAAUCCCGGACGGAACACGCUCCGUAAAAAUUAACCCGCAGGAUGGCGUUCAACUUUGCGGCCUUCAGCUACAUUGCGGCAUUGAUUAUCGAUGCAUUUCUCAUCUUUUUCUCGAUAUUCCACGUGAUUGCGUUCGACGAGCUGAAGACGGACUACAAAAAUCCGAUCGAUCAGUGCAACUCGCUCAAUCCGUUGGUGCUGCCCGAGUAUGCGCUACACGUGCUGUUUAACCUGCUGUUCCUGUUCGCCGGAGAGUGGUUCUCGCUGGCUAUCAACAUUCCACUGAUUGCGUACCACAUAUGGAGAUACAAAAACCGCCCAGUCAUGUCCGGCCCGGGCCUGUACGAUCCGACUAGCAUCAUGAACGCCGACGUCCUGGCCAAAUGUCAGCGCGAGGGAUGGAUCAAGCUGGCCGUCUACCUGUUGUCGUUCUUCUACUACUUGUACGGUAUGAUCUACUCACUCAUAUCGACGUAAGUACGUAAUAAUUUCUGGGGGAACGAGCAGCCGGAAUCAAAACUUCUCCCCUCAUAAUUUCCACGGCAUGCCACACUCGAUACAAAAUGUUUCCGAAAGUAAUCCAAGAUAAUCGUAACCCUCACAUUGUGUGUGUGAAAGAACAGCAAAACACCGACCAAUAGUAGCUUAUUGAACGUACGAUUCCAUCCUAGUCUAAAACUUACAAUCGUGCUAUGCGGGAUCGCUUCAGUAAAGCAGCCGAGAUUAGCGAGCAAAAAGGCAGAGAUCAAAUUAAAACACAUUAAUAAGACCUUAUUUAUUGAACUCACAAAUUGUAUGAAAGCAUCAAUCGACCCAUCCUUUGUUUUUAGCACGUUGAACCCAUUCUUUCAUGUUGACCCUCAUGUUCUACUCCCAAUCCCAAAAUGCCCCAAUUCUUAAAGUUACAGUGCUGUGAAUUGUACAGAAGAACGUGUGAAAUAAAAGCUGUACCCUACCGAAGGAAAAGGUGAAA
Messenger RNA from Culex pipiens pallens (northern house mosquito), 1115 nucleotides. It is a transcript of the gene cni, whose product is annotated as protein cornichon. The record is from RefSeq and is a predicted model, not a curated record. Gene Ontology annotation, biological process: endoplasmic reticulum to Golgi vesicle-mediated transport. Gene Ontology annotation, cellular component: COPII-coated ER to Golgi transport vesicle; endoplasmic reticulum membrane. The transcript has 5 exons. NCBI's taxonomy places the organism in Eukaryota, Metazoa, Arthropoda, Insecta, Diptera, Culicidae. Bases 185 to 619 code for a protein of 144 amino acids.